AUGGAUAUAGGUCGUCUUCAUUGCUGAGUCGCUGGAAUGAUAUUCAUUGGGAACUUCAUUAUUAUGAGCGCCAAUGUUCCAGCAUGAAGCUUCAUGAACGUGCAAACUCUCUGUUAUUAGGACUGUAUAAUAACGUUUACGUUAUGAGCUAAUCUGUUAUGAAAUCAUUGAGGUGUAUAAUGUGAAGGUCGCUGACUUAUGCUUGGGGUUGGUGAGCAGACUGUUGGUGAGUACUACACGGUAAACUACCCGAUUCCGAUCUUUGUGCAAGAAAGCAAUAUGGACUGGAAGCGCCUACUUCUCCUGAUUCUUUCGUUUAUCGUGUACCUGGCUAUUGGCGGAUUUGUCUUCUCUGCUCUGGAGGAGCCAGAAGAAUCAAGUACACGUACUGACAUAAGAGGUUACAAGGAGAGUACGUUGUCGGAAUUAGACUGCCUUUCCGAUGAGAGACUAGAAGAUAUGAUAGAGCAAAUCGUAAGAGCGGUUCACGCUGGUUUAGAUCCAAGACAGAAUCUGACAAGCAAGAGUCACUGGGACUUCAGUAGCUCCUUCUUUUUCUCCGGGACAGUGGUGACUACUAUCGGUUACGGGAGGCUGUCACCAAGAACACAAGCCGGUCAGAACUUCUGUAUUAUGUACGCUGUGGUUGGGAUCCCGUUUCUCGGGUGGCUGCUCUCCGUUGUAGGUGAAUUCUACCGGGAAAGCUUCCGUAGGUUAACCGACGGGCUUGAUCAUCUGUUGCAUGACUACUGCUCUGUGACACAGAGAAAAUUCAGACGCUGUAUGAUGUGGCUUAUUGUGGCGUCUGUCAGUUACUCCGUGUUGGUCCUCAUCCCUGCUGUACUGUUUACCUUAUUAGAGGGUUGGCCGUAUCGGAUAGCUCAUUACUAUUGCUUUAUCACACUGACAACCAUAGGAUUUGGUGACUAUGUUGCUACUGCUGAUGAUACCGGACAUGACCCGCGCGAGGAGUUAGAAAUACUUUAUGAUGUCGCUGUUGUCUUUUGGUACAUAUUUGGUCUCUCCUUUUUCGCUGUUGUAAUCAGCACAAUUGGGACAAGUCAGCAGAAGGCUGCAGCUAAGAUUGAGUCAUCUUUAAAGAACCGUCCGGUUAGGGAGAACACGUAUAAUUUGAACCAUCAUAACUUAGGAGAUGACGUAGUACAGGUCAAAGUUCAGGGAGGUAUUGUUGGACCAAUACGUUAUCAUACACCGGGGCCUGUUCUGAGCAACACAAAUCCCGUUGAUCGAAUCAAAGAAGUAUCCUCAGGAGUAGAAAAACACGAUAUCAGAGAAUGUAGUCAGGUUGAAUCUGAAACAGUGGAUAUGGCUACAGCUUCAAAUGUGUUGCCAAACAUGUCCAAUACUUCAUCACAUGAUGACACAGCAAUCUAGCCAUAGCUGUAACCGUAUCUUUAGCCGUAUAGGCCCUUUUCGAAACGACUGGAUUUGGCUUUGGAUUCGGCUCAGGGUAGCUUGGCCCCGCGGUUGUUUUGACAGUGGCGCGUACUUUGCAUAUACGCGCCCAGGGUUUCAGACGAGAGGACGGGGGCCUGAAGCCGAAUCCAAAGCCGAAGCCGUGGUUUCGAAAUGGGCCGCAGUCGCACAGCUUAAUAAAUAAUAUUUGAACUGGUACCAGGUCAAAUUUUAUAGAACUGAUGCUUCAAGGGAAGGUUUACGUUUGGUUCUCUCUUACAAUACAAGCUGUUGGUUAUAGAAGCCUAACAACAGCUUUCGCUAGUACAAAGCAUUUUGAGAACGAUUAACCUCAAAGUAAUAUGACACAAAACUUGAAUUUGAGAAGAGUCAGUAACGCUUCUCAGAUUGUGUUAUUCGUAUUAGGACAUCGCUCCGGAUUUUUGGCGAUAUCUUGAAAAUGCAACCACACAUUAGUUUUAUUGUAAACAUCUGCAUUCAUUAUUAAAUAUUAACACAAUUAUCUAGGGAACUUUAUUGGCUUCCGAUUAGCAAAUUCAUUUUUGAACUUGAUGACAAGUCGUUAGGCGCCGCCUUUGUUACUAACACACAUUCUGCUUCAUGCAACAGUCACAGUGCAAUUAUACAAAUGCAACGGUUGUAGGUAGCGCGUGGCAGCUCUAUUGCCAAUGACUCUCACCAUUCUCACACACACAUACUUGGAUCGAGGAUGAGUGUACCGUGAGUGUACCGUCCCCGUGACCACACCGUGACUAUUACCGACUUGAAUUCAAGACUAAUUCAUUUGAGGACUGCUCUUCUAUAGUUUAUAAAUGCUUAAAAAACUACUCCUCGACCUAGUUCCACUUUACUGUCACAUUACAAUCACUAAAAACAGUACUGUCACUUAAAAGCUAGGCCUAUGAUUUCGAACAAUCGUCUUGUCAAUAGGGAAUCGGUUACUUCUUCUACAUUUUAUAAUUGCUUUAAUGUGCGUAACCUUGAUGGAAUAGCGCAUUUUAAAUGUUAAUUUGUAUGUUAUGGUCUAGCAUUUUCUUCAGAACUAACUACACCGGCAUUUUUUUCACGGAUAAACUUCGUUUUAAUGCAAUGAUGGCAAUGAAGGUUGCUUGAUGUCACUUGAAUAAUUAAAACAGUUAACAAUUUUGUGCUGGUACAUCGUUGAAUUGCGAAACCGUAUAUUGAGGACUGUACGGGGAAUUGAACAGCCACUUAACAUUGACGGUGGCUGAUAUUUAAAGGAAUUGGACACCUUUGGAAAUUGUUAAAAAGGCUUGUAUUCUGACUUGGUGUAUCCCGACACAUGCAUUAUUAAGCCUGUGAAAAUUUGGAUUCAGUUAUUGGUCGUCGAAGUUGAACUAAAAUAAUGCAGACAAAACACCCCUUGUUGCACAAAGUGCUUUCAGCUGCCUGCAAAAUGCUUCAGACCUGAAGUAUUUUAUUAUUUGACUGAGAAAUUACCUAUUUCUCAAACACAGCAUUACCUGAG
Molecule: messenger RNA, 2926 nt
Organism: Asterias rubens (European starfish)
Lineage: Eukaryota; Metazoa; Echinodermata; Asteroidea; Forcipulatida; Asteriidae
Product: potassium channel subfamily K member 2-like
Exons: 2
Coding region: 199-1395 (398 amino acids)
Biological process (GO): stabilization of membrane potential; potassium ion transmembrane transport
Cellular component (GO): membrane
Molecular function (GO): potassium ion leak channel activity
Source: RefSeq, a predicted model, not a curated record